UCACGGAAGCAUCGAGAGAAGGAAGGCGGGGACUUUGAGCAGGGGCGAUGCCAGUAGAGAUGGUGAGAAGCCGAUGGAUUCAGGACAUAGAGGACACGAGGUGCCAGAGACUGGACGCAAGGCUUUUCUGGCAUCCCGGGGAACCCCUGCCGAUCGAGGUGCAGGUGUCCCGCACGGCAGGGCUGAGAAGAAAGCCUCCGCCUGAGCGCCGCCAGCUGAGGUCACAAGACGACCGUGCCAGUCCGUGCUCGCCUGUACAGGGGACACCGCAGAACACAUCAGAAGCAGCCCGACCCUCUGUGGCCAAAGGACGAGCUGGCUCCUGGCACAGGCGGGGAAAACAUCGCAGCUCUGCAGCAGGAGAGGGAUUUCGGCAGGAAGACAGGUACUGCGCCAUUAUCGUGAUGCCGGUGCUUCCGAGGCCUGAAGUUAAGGAGGUCAAGGCCAUAGGUUCAAACUGCAGCCUCACCCCGCCUUGUGAGUCAACUAGCUUCGCUCGGUUCCGUGGUAGCAGACGUCACCCCCUACGUUCGUUGGCUGUCACUGGGUCCGAGAGACAUGCAGCAAAGGCACAGACACGCAUGGGCGCACAGAGCCCCCAGCUCUCCCAAUGGCUCCCUGGCUUGGGACCCACAACUCCGAGAAAAGCCAGGCCCCGAAAGGUCCAGAGUGGCAACGUGGCUGCGGCAACCUCCCUGCAGAAGCGAGACUGGACGUCACACCGAGUGACUAAGACAGCCUCAACUAGGUUCUUCGGUUCCUGCAUGAGAAAGAAUACUUGGGAAGUUCACCAUGACAACAUCUCCCAAAGUGUAUUCCCUGGAAAGGGGUCGGUGGUCAAACAUGUCGGGGAAACGGUGCGUACCUUCUCCUCCACCUGGAAGAUUCGUGGUAUGUGCAAGCAUAUUAAACGUUCUGAAAAGGACUGCAAUAAAGUGUGAAAUGAAUCAAGGGAGACCGUGAAAGCAGACUCAGGUGGCCAGAAGGGAGAGCCGUACUACUCAACAUUAGUCACAGGAAGAAUCGUCAAUCAGAGACCCCAGCAGAGGCAUCCUUACCAGGAGAGCAUCGUGAUCACAGGCCCAACAGGGAAGGACGGACCCUGCAUCUCCCGUGAGAGACAUCUCCCGCGAGAGACAUCUCCCGCGAGAGACAUCUCCCACGAGAGACAUCUCCCACAAGAGAUCCACCACCCCAGCACUCGGCCAGUGAGAAACCGCCGUCACCCUGAACUCCUGCCAAUCUCCAGUGAACUUCUGUUCAGGACAGCCUCUCCCAGCGCCCCUCCUCCUUCUCAUAAGAUAACGCUCCUCUCCGUUCUUCAUUGCACUGGCCCGUGGUUUUGCCCCAGCUUGCAUGUCCCCAAUUGCAAUUCUCCGCUAUUCCCAAAUAAACCCAUUUGUGCUGGUAAAACAACUUUUAUUUUGAAAGUUAACAAAAGCAACCUUCUGUCUGCCUUUGUUGAACCAGUUAGUACUUCCUAAACUUAAGGCACAUGUCAAUUUCCUUAAGAGUUAGUAUUCCAAGAAAUGCACUGUCAGGAAACAAAUAACUCGCCUAUUCAACCAGCCACCGGCAAGCCUCGAUCCUGUUCCUCCACUGAGACACACACCUUUCCUCCUUCCCUCCCUGGGAGCAGACACAAGACAUUGGUGCUGCCCCUCCCCCACUCCCCCCAGAGCCUGGACCCCACUGGAGCUGGGCUCUCGAGCAGCAGACCAACAGAGCCUCCAAGGAUGGAAAACGGCUCCCCGAUAGACUGUGGGUAAAAAUCCAUCAGCUCUAACACAUUUAAUUACUCCCAGCUCAAGAACUUUCAAAGAUUCACUCUGAAAUUUAUUUUUAUGGUUACACGGUAAGUCUCUGAAAAUCCUAGUCUUCAAACAGCAUCACCGACAGCCCUCACUUAAUCGCUCUGGUAGAUCAUAUAUAAAAACAAAAUAGAGCUAAAAAAAAAAAAAUCAUUCUGUGUUAGUGAACAGAUGUCUGGCCCAUUUGCAAUUAAUACGACCCACUUCCAUACAAUC
Lynx canadensis (Canada lynx) is the source of this 2027-nucleotide messenger RNA. RefSeq lists its product as uncharacterized. The transcript is spliced from 4 exons. NCBI's taxonomy places the organism in Eukaryota, Metazoa, Chordata, Mammalia, Carnivora, Felidae. Bases 48 to 941 code for a protein of 297 amino acids. The record is from RefSeq and is a predicted model, not a curated record.